This is a messenger RNA of Funneliformis geosporum, 1341 nucleotides long. Lineage: Eukaryota; Fungi; Glomeromycota; Glomeromycetes; Glomerales; Glomeraceae. The record is from the annotation of a GenBank genome assembly.
AUGAACGACGAUAAUAAGAGUUUAAACAUGCAAUACUUAUCACAAAGAAACGUUAACUCACAUUACUUACCAUCGUCAAGGAUUGCUAAUAAAGGUUCAGAAUCAACAACGAAGCCUCCGACCUUCCAGUUCAUUCCUCAUGAUGAGAUUUUCAGUUUAUAUGAACAACGAAAGGGGACACAAUACUUCAUACCCGAAGGAUACGAACCAGUCCUAGUUCCACGCGAUUCUCCGCUGCAACCGGUUGCAAAUCUACUCCAAAAUGGCAAAAAUUUACAACAACAGCUUCUUAAACAGCAACAACUAAAUAUUCAGCAUGCUUCAACGCCGGUCGUUGUCGUCAACAAUAAGUCCAAGGCAUCCAUUCCACAAAUUGUUCCAAUUAUAAAUAACCAAUCCAAUCCCACAUCCGACGUUCGCUUUCCACAAUUAGUGUUGGCAAGAACUUCAGCACCGACCCCGCGGGCAGGAUCAGCCGCUAAAGCUCAAAAACCAAAGAAGCCACCGAGACCUCCAAAUGCCUUUAUCUUAUACCGUCGCUCUAAGCAACCUGAAAUAGUUAAAACCAACGAAGGAAUAUCAAACAAUGAAGUAUCCAAACAAGUAGGGGAAAUGUGGCACAAGGAGCCCUUAGAAGAGAAAUUAAAGUUCCAACGAAUGGCCGAUGCGGCUAAAUUGGAACACAUGCAGAAGUAUCCAGAAUAUAAAUAUCGACCACGAAGACCUCAUGAAAAACGCCGUCGCACCAAGAGACCAAAUGCAAGUUUGAACAAUAGUAAAGUUUCCUUAACUUCCACAAGUAAAAAUGUCGUAUCUAUAACACCAAACACGAAUAAUGAAAACACAAAAUCCACAAGCCCCCUAAUGAACACUAUUUCGACCAAUGAUAAUAACAAUAUCAAUGAUGACCCUUCGUUUCUGCAAAUGGAUCGACGCUCCUCGAUCGAUACGGUUAGCACCGAAGCUACCUUUGAACUCUUUGACGAAUCCCGUCGAAGCUCAUUGAUUUCCGUGUCUGGUGACUUGAACGAAAUUGAUUAUUAUGGUUACGAACAUGAAUCAAUUGGUCUCUUCGAUGAUGUGGACGAAUCCAAAAAUUUAUUUCCUGUUGUUACUUCUUCUGAUGAUUUUAAUAAUGUCUGCGUUGAUAACGCUUUUAACUUUAUGAUGGAGGGUGUUUCACCUGAAAACGAUUCCGAUGUAAACCAAUACAAUUUCUUCGGUUAUGGGUAUCAAACGCAUACCGAACCCUUAGAUUAUAUGCAGUUCAAUAUUGAUUUGAACUCUUAUAUGCCUUCGGCAGAAGACCAGAUGAUUUGCGAACGACCUAUUGGUGUUUAA